AGGCCACAGUGCAGUGCUAGUGCAUUGUGUGUGCGUCGGCAUGGACCAAUUGUUAACCCGUGUGUUACUGUGUGCGUGUGCUUUCGCUCUUUUCUGCCAGUGUAUGACUGAAGGAGACGGUGAUGGUUGCACUCGUGGGUUUAUGAGUCUUGACAGAAUGGAUAGAUUACUGGGCAAUAUUGGGACCCGAAGAGUUGCUGACAACUUUCAAGUAAUAUUUCCUGAAGUUGGCUUCACAUGCAAUGGCAGUAUUCAGAGCUGGGUGUUUGGAGCCGAGUGGGUAGGACAGAACAGCUUUUUCACUGAGCUACAGAUAUGGAGACCUACUGGGGAUGGGGCCUACACUAAAGUUGGAUAUACUACAAUCAAUACUGCCAGGAGUAAUUCAGAACUCUAUGAGUAUCCCCUCUCCCCUCCCCUGGCCUUCCAAACUGGUGAUGUUCUGGGAUACUACCAGCCCCAGCCUUCUCUGAGUCAAUUGAGUCUGCUGCUUGCACGAGAUGGAAGAGAGAGUCAAGUUGGAUACGUGUAUUCCACCAGUUCGCUGAAUAUCAAUUCAGGAUUUAGGUCUAGUAGAUAUCAGUUGUUUGUCAACGUAGUCACAGAUCCUCCAGGUUGUGGGCGUGGCUUCAUGAGUGUGGAAAGAAUGAGACUUUUCCUAAACCUGACCUCUGUUUCACUGCCCACUAUUUCCCCCAGUCAACGUCAGCAGAUCUCACCAGAAAUGAGGUUCACAUGUGAUGGGAACAUUACCAAAUGGAUCAUUGGAGCUGACCAUGGAGGGAAUGACAACUUGUAUCCUGAGCUACAAAUAUGGAGAAAAGCUGGAGAUGAAACCUAUGAUAAGAUUAGUGGAACAUUUAUUGAGACUGCAACAUCAGUGAACACUAGGAUUUAUGAAUAUGAUAACUUCUCCCCGAUCCCAGUAAAGUCUGGAGACAUUCUUGGAAUAUUUAUACCUCGACAUGCCUCCUCCAGACUUCGUCUCUUGUCUGAAAAUACUACCAGUCCCACUCAGUAUUUUAUGACCACUGAUGAGUCUGCCGCAGUAUCACCUUACAAUGUGUUUGAAAUAGGAAACCAGUUUGUGGGAACAUCAUCAUCCUAUCAUCCAUUGGUGUCUGUGGAGUUUGUGAGAAGUCCUACCUCAUCAGUCAUGAUUAUAUCCAGCUCCUCAAUGGCUUCCACGGCUGCCCUUCACCCCAGCUCUUCACUGGCCUCUAUGACCUCACAGGGCCCCUUACUAGUCCCUGAACCUACCGCCGAGGCUCUUCCCAUCUCUCUGCUGGCUUCUAGAACAUUCCAGACACUAGCCCUUACAGCUGAGACAGUUCCCAGUUCCUCGCUGAUCUCCACAGCUACCAGCCCUCUCCCCACCUCCGGAGCUCAUGUACCUUCCACCGAGCAGCCCUCCUCCUCCUCGGGCCAGUCUUCAGCUGCCAUUGCUGCUGGUGUGGGUGGUGGAGUAGCUGUGGCUCUAGUUCUACUGAUAUUGGUCCUUGUCCUUGUCAUUCUGGUGGUGUUUGUCAAAAAAAGAAAGCAGAAAGGAAAGCCCCAGGCAGUGGAGCAGGGGAAGGAUAGAAACAGUGGCAGUGCUAUGGACAACCCAGUUUACACAGGUGUGGCUUCAGGUGCAGACCCUACUGCAGCCACUAUAUCACUGGAAGAACUCUAUGACCUCCCUGGACGGGAUGAGGGAAGAGGAGACGGUGUGUAUGAUGUACCUUCUGAAAGUGGCGGAGUCUAUAGUAAAGUCACUAAGACUGAAGAGCCCCUCCUUCACCUGGUGAAUACGCCCAAUUUGAUAACCCACUAUAUGAGACUACAUAACUGAUGUCAGUGUAUGUUUGCUUUUAUACUCUUUCC
Messenger RNA from Geodia barretti, 1866 nucleotides. The record is from the annotation of a GenBank genome assembly. Lineage: Eukaryota; Metazoa; Porifera; Demospongiae; Tetractinellida; Geodiidae.